Diaporthe amygdali is the source of this 1182-nucleotide messenger RNA. RefSeq lists its product as uncharacterized. The transcript has a single exon. The coding region runs from base 1 to 1182 and encodes 393 amino acids. NCBI's taxonomy places the organism in Eukaryota, Fungi, Ascomycota, Sordariomycetes, Diaporthales, Diaporthaceae. The record is from RefSeq and is a predicted model, not a curated record.
AUGGCGUCUCCCACCACCCCUCGAUUCUCCCACUCCCGCGAGAGCUCGGGCUUCGACUUCAACCACUCACCUCAAGAAAGGCGACAGUCCCGCAGCUCGCUUGCGGGCCCCGAUCCCGGCACCCCACUACGAAGUGGCUUCAACCAAGCCGAGGGCGACAGCAUGUUCAACAACAGCGGCAUAGGCAUGGCGGACGGCGACGGCGGCAACGGGCUGGGUAACCUUGCAGACGAGCUGGCAGACGCUCUCUCGGACGGCGAGGAUGACUACUACGACCCGAAUGGACCUCCCGGCAUCAGUGUGGACACAGGUGACGAGGACAGCGAGGAUCACAGUGACGCACAAAGGCAGGAUGGGAUACGGGACAGUGGGGUAGAUGUUGGGAGUCCAGACGGCCGCAAGACCAAGCACAUGAGCCUGACGCUCCCACCGGCGAUGAACGGCCGUGGCCACCGCAGGAAGGCAAGUGAUUACGAUGGUAGCGAGUAUGGCUCCGAAUCGGAUCUCGAGUCUCCAGGCAUGUCAGCCACCCUUGUCGCCAGAAUGGAUGCCGUCGAAUCGCUUGCCCGGCGAGGAACAGAGAACAACGGAGGCCACACGGACGGUGUUUUUAAACGGGUAACAGAUGGUCUAAGGGACCUAGCCCCGCAGUCGACCGUCGAGAGCAAUACCACAAGGCUCAUAACCGCACACUCAGCACUUACGACACACCUUACACAUCAAACCCGCCAGCUGCAGAACCUCACUUUCCCGCUUCUCAACCCCCUCGCCAUACCACCCGACUCCGAGACGAUAGACUCGCUUCUGCCUGAGCUCACCACGCUGCAGGAGAUGAUGCCGAGGCCAUCACAAGCCGCAUUCUCAAGUAUCAUGGGCCUGCAGAACCUGACAAACGAUCUGGUGCAGACUUUGUCGUAUCUGUCCGACACGCUACACAUGUCACGACAGACGUCGGUGACGGCGACGAGGAGAUUGAAGAGCGCGAAGGAACUGGUGGCGGAGCUCAAGAGGGACGAGGAACUGAGAGAAGAGGGCGAGAGGUGGCUGACGAAGGGCAACUGGGGCGAGAGGCUGGAGAAGAGAGAAUGCGCGAGCGUGUGUGGCGACAUCGUGGGCGGGUUUGAAGAAGUGUGUGAUAGCUGGAGGACGAGGCUCGCCCAGACGGAAAGCGCCCCGGCUUAA